This is a messenger RNA of Hydra vulgaris (swiftwater hydra), 1365 nucleotides long. RefSeq lists its product as uncharacterized. Lineage: Eukaryota; Metazoa; Cnidaria; Hydrozoa; Anthoathecata; Hydridae. The record is from RefSeq and is a predicted model, not a curated record.
AUGCAUGAACAUACCCCUGGUUUUUUCCCAUUGUGUAAUAUUAAUAGUUGUCCUGCCAAAUAUAAAUCUGUAAAAUAUUUAUGUCACCAUAUGCACAAAAAGCAUAAUUUCAUUUUUAGCACACCUCAAGUAAUAAAAAAUGAGCCUGAUAAUAUUAGUGAAACAAUGGAAAACCAUAUUUUAGCAGAUAGAAAUGGGGAUAACACCAUAGCUGAAUUUGUGAUAGAUUCUACCUCUAACAACUGCAGUCAAGCAAGUUGUAGUUUGGAUUCUAAUAUAGGUGCCAUAUCCUCGCUAGACAGUCUACUCAGUUAUUUGCAGAAACAUUACGCUAUGUUUGUAGUUGCAAUAGCAGAAAAACAUUUGAUUCCGUCUGUUGCUCAAAUUGAUUUAGCAAAUGAAGUUCAAUCUUUGUUGACAUAUUUUAAUCAUACUUUUUGUGAUCUAGUAAAGCAGCAACUUGGGGAAGACCUUGUUAAUAAUAGUGAUUUAUGUCAACUUUUAAAUAGUGAUUUGAUUGUAGAUAAAGUUUUAUCUGUGGUCAAUUCUAUCAAAAAGGUUAUAUCAUUUUGUAAGUCAAACUUAAGUUUUAUUUUGCCAGUUGAAACAAAUUUACACUAUGUGAAUGAAAACCAACGCGAAUACGAUUUAAAAAAAAACAAAGCUGUGAAACUUUUCAAUGGUUUAAAUUGUAAACAAUAUGUCAUUUUUAAAAACAAGAAUGCAUUAAGAAUUCAUUUAUAUUGUGAUGAAUUAGAGGUUUUAAGACCUUUAAUUCAGGAUUUGCUGACAUUGCAAAAUGAAGGUAUAUUAGUUAUAUUUGAUAAUAUGCAGGUUCGAUUGUUUGGAGGGGUUGCAACUAUAUCUGCUGAUAAUCUUUCCUCUCACGCACUUGCUGGUUUUCAACGUGUUUUUAACUCUGCUGCUAUUUCUGGUCUAGGUCGCAUUUCUUCUAGUGUGUACGGUGUCGAUAAACGCUGUCCUUUAUUAGAUUUACCAUACUUUAAUGUUUUACAGUCUUUCCCACCAGACAUCAUGCAUGAUAUGUUAGAAGGAACAGUUCCACAAUUAGUAAAUUUAAUUUUGUUAAAAUUUAAAACACUUGAUAUAAUUACAGUAGAACAAAUUAACUCAGAGCUUAACAUUUUUGAAUUUGGCAGAAAUGACAGGAAAAACAAACCAGUACCAUUUGUUAUCCGUACUGGUGCGUCUAUUAACUUUGUUGGUUCAGCGUCACAGAAGUUUUGCAUGUUUUGGUUACUACCGUUUAUGAUUGGUAAUCGCAUACCAAUAUCUAAUGUGUAUUGGUUACUGUACUUGCAGCUGCAAGAUAUUGCUGUACUUGCAGCUGCGAGAUAUUGCUGA